CCUCUACCUGCUGGGUAGGUUUGGUACCACAUUUUCCACACGGCGCCAUAUUAGAUAGACACUACAUAGCAGCGGACGAAGUCAAGGUAGGGGGACAGUUCUCCAGAUGACAACGGUCCUCAGGCCGCAGUAGCGCGUCCCCACAACACUAGAGGUAACUACCGCAUGGUCGACAACAAGUAACUGAAUCUAGCAUCUCGGACAGCGUCGUCCGAGGCGUCUUGUAUUGGUCGUUGUUCAGCUAACUCGCCGGCAGACAUGACUUCCUUGACUCAGCGGAGUUCGGGCCUCGUGCAGAGGCGGACCGAAGCCUCGCGCAACGCCGCUGACAAAGACCGUACGUCCGGCGAGGAGGACCACGAGCCCCGGAGAGGAGACGAGCAGGAAGAUGACGAUGCUGGUGACUCCAAAGAAACACGUCUCACCUUGAUGGAAGAAGUGUUGUUGUUAGGACUGAAGGACCGAGAGGGCUACACCUCGUUCUGGAAUGACUGCAUCUCAUCAGGGCUGAGAGGGUGCAUGCUGAUUGAACUGGCUCUGCGAGGACGCCUCCAGUUAGAGGCUUGUGGCAUGAGGAGGAAAGGUCUGCUGGCCAGGAAGGUAAUUUGUAAGUCAGAUGCUCCAACAGGUGACGUGCUCUUGGAUGAAGCCCUGAAACACAUCAAAGACACCCAGCCACCAGAGACUGUGCAGAGCUGGAUUGAGCUGCUCAGUGGGGAGACGUGGAACCCCCUGAAGCUUCAUUAUCAGCUGCGGAACGUCCGUGAACGGCUGGCCAAAAACUUGGUAGAGAAAGGUGUCCUCACUACUGAGAAGCAAAACUUCCUGCUUUUUGAUAUGACCACACAUCCUCUGACCAACAACAACAUCAAGCAGCGCCUCAUCAAGAAGGUCCAGGAGGCCGUACUGGACAAGUGGGUGAACGACCCUCACCGAAUGGACAAGCGGCUGCUCGCGCUUAUCUUCUUAGCCCAUUCCUCUGACGUCCUGGAAAAUGCCUUCGCCCCGCUGCUAGACGACCAGUACGACCUGGCCAUGAAGAGAGUGCGGCAGCUGCUGGAACUGGAGCCUGAGGGGGAGAGCUUGAAGGCCAACACGAAUGAGCUGUUAUGGGCUGUGGUGGCUGCCUUCACCAAAUGAGGCUACCACACAGAGGACAGCAAGAAGUUGUGGCAUUCAAGUGGCAUUGUACGUUGGGGUGGGAAUCACAGUACCGACCCCAACAUGGACUGGUAAUUUGACUGACUUCAAGUUUCCCCCUGCCUGGACUUUUGGAAUGGGCUGCCCUCUUUUCUUGUUCCUUUCCCCACCUCAGUUUGUUUUCCUUCCAGAUAACUGUCAUCGUCGACCCUUUAUGGCCCCCUCUCCCCAUGUCUCAUUUAUGUAUUCAGUUUUGCUAAAAAAAAUAGUAAUAAUAUGGGCGUUUGAAUGAAGGUGGUUGGAGAUGAUGUUGGUGAGACUUAGAUCCAGAUGUUGAUUCAUAUCCUCUGUUUUCUGUUGGGUUUAUUUUUGAAACAGUCACAGGUACGGUGUGUUGGACAGAGGUUACUCAACGCACCAUCCUCACACACCUGAUCAAACAAUAACCAGUGUGAUGGACAUGUUGUACAUAUAGCAAUGAAAGGCUAACUGAUAAUCCUGACUUUAAAUGGAUAUCUUCUACCAAAUGUGGAGUGUAUGGGUAUGAUGUUUGGUGUCACAGCAUUCUUUGACUUUUAAAUCAAGUACUGGGAGACAACUUCACAUCCUAAUUUCUCAGUCUGCUGCCCAGUACUGUGCUUUCAACAUUUUUCACAUCCAACAUUUAGACUCAGACUCAACAUUGAUGCUCCAUCACUUCCAUCUGUUAUAUAUACAAAAGUCUGAGACCACUUUCCCAGCCCACACUGGUCAGGGGGACAGGUACAUGGACAUGGUGCCAGUAUAUAACAGGGCUUUUUAGGUGGAGGAAAACCACUCUGUACAGCCUGAUGUUUGUCCCUCCUGGCUUGAAGUUAUUCAUCUGUAAACAAGACAAUAAGCAUGAACACACAGAUCCAGGGAGCUGGAGUGCUCAGUUUGAUUAGUUAUUAGUUACUGAGACCUUAAAUGUUUUGGGAAGAAACUUGAAAGUAAUGUAAAGCCAAAACAUGGUGAACUGAUAACGCUGAUAGAAAUACAGAGUAUGAUGAUUGGGAAAGAAAUAUCAUAGUAAACAUUAGAGCAAGCUGUGGAAAUCAAGAUUACAGUAGCCUGAGACUCAAAGACAGUCCUCCAUCUCCCUGCUCCAUCACACGCCACCUACAUCCUCACUGAAGUUCUGCUAUCUCUCCUAAUGCAGGAAACAGGAGUGUUGGCUAUACCAGUGUCCUCCAGCAGCUGAUAAUAGUCUGACGCCAUGAGCUAAUGUCUCUCACUUUGACUCUCUGAUUGGUUAGAAGGAUGAGGCUCGCUCAGUCUGCACUGCUGUCAGACUGUUCAGUGAGUCCUGGUCGUCUUUGAUGGCACCUCUAGACAUUUAGGUAUGUUUUGGAACUUAUUUCAACUAAAAAAUAUGAUAUAAAGACUUCCAUACUGUAGCUAAAUAAAACUUUGUGACAUAAUGAAGUGAGAACAGGUCACUUCAAUGCCCUGUUUUUUUUUUAAUUAAUAUUGAAACCUGAGUUUUGAUGGAGGGUUCAGACUGUGAUCAUAUCUCUUCUAGAUGCUCUGUCAGAAUGUGCGCAUAUGAACCAGGAUUCUAGCCUGUAAUAUCUGAAUGGUCACAGCUGACAGCAAAUGUAUCUUAGUCUGCUUCAAUGUCAUGAUUUUCCAUUUGCUUAUAUGUCUUUGAUAAAACAACUUCCCCUUAAACUGUGUAAUUUAUGGUGGCAUCAGCUAACACAGCUGCUAACUAUGUUAGCUCAUAUUGACUGUGAUAAAACACCUCUUUGUGGCUGUUGAGGAUUAAAUUGAAAUAUUUUAGUGGCAGGAUCAAACUCAGGAAAGCUGACCCAAUCAAUGCAGCUACCUUUGUUAGCACAAUGCAAAGAGAUAUGUUGUUUUCACUGAUUAGUGAACUAUAAUAUGAUCAGAAAUGAAGUAAUCCACAGAUCUUAAAGCAGGAUAAAUAUAUGUAUAAUGAUCUCUGCAGCAACUGAGUUUGUCCUGUGGAUCUGUGUUUGGUUUAGAAACAGUUCAUUUAGUGAAACAUGCUCAACUGAAGAUGAAUAUGAACUCCAGCUCUUUUCCAGUACAGGAGAGGUCUUUAAAACUGAUGGGAUCGGACAUGAACUGCUACCAGAGCUAUAUUGUGUGUAUUUAAACAGACACAAUCACAAACCAAGCCAUGUUAUAAGGGAACAUUGGAACUAUUUCUGAACCAACACCAGCUGUGUCAGAAAAACACUGGACCACCACUGGACAGUGGAUUUUCUCACUGGAUGGAGCUGGGCUAGAGGUUUCCUCCUUUUUCCAGACUUAAUGCUAAACUAGGCUCAGCAUAUCCCAGACCUGUCACUGUACUGGACCCACAGAGCUCAGGUAGAUACUGAUCUGGUCAUGUGAGUGUGGGCUGGAUGGUGAAAAAGUCGGUUUCCUUUAAUGUGCAGACUGUGUUCUUACGUCAAAAGAAAUCCACCGUAUUUACUAAACCAUUAAAAAAUCUGAUGGAUUAUCAAACACACCCACCAAAGUGUAACCAGAGGAAUCAAAGAGGGUCCCUGCUCACAUUCCACAUGUUGAUGUAUAUACUUGUGUAUUUGUAUCAGGCACAGAUUCACACUGUCAGCUUUCUAAAACCAUGGUUCAUCUGCACUUGUCUUUCAAGAUGUUGGACAAAAUAUUCAUCGAGGCCUAUUCACUAUGAACCAUACCUUGCUCUUAAUUUUGUAUUGCCUCAGUUUUCUGAAUUUUAUUUGUUGAACUGUUGUGUUUUAACACAACUUUUUGCUAAUGAAGCUCAUGGAAAGUGAAAGACAUUGCUGUAUUACUUGUAUGUAGCAAAGGGCUGGGAGUGAUCAGGCAGCAACUGGGAGAAGAGAAGAGGUGAACCAGCAGCUGAAUACAUCUGAACAUCACCUAAAUCUGUGGAUUAAAUAUGAGAGAUUAUAUAUGUUAUCUAAUUAAAGGGACCUCUAGUCUGUGUACUUUCUUUGACCCUAGAAAAUAAACCAAGAGCUUGGAAGUGCCUCAUCAUACAA
Molecule: messenger RNA, 4160 nt
Organism: Lates calcarifer (barramundi perch)
Lineage: Eukaryota; Metazoa; Chordata; Actinopteri; Centropomidae
Gene: golph3a
Product: golgi phosphoprotein 3a
Exons: 4
Coding region: 259-1140 (293 amino acids)
Biological process (GO): Golgi to plasma membrane protein transport; retrograde vesicle-mediated transport, Golgi to endoplasmic reticulum; Golgi organization
Cellular component (GO): cytosol; Golgi cisterna; trans-Golgi network
Molecular function (GO): phosphatidylinositol-4-phosphate binding
Source: RefSeq, a predicted model, not a curated record